Messenger RNA from Acomys russatus (golden spiny mouse), 447 nucleotides. Its product is annotated as exocrine gland-secreted peptide 1-like. Gene Ontology annotation, molecular function: pheromone activity. NCBI's taxonomy places the organism in Eukaryota, Metazoa, Chordata, Mammalia, Rodentia, Muridae. The coding region runs from base 1 to 447 and encodes 148 amino acids. The transcript is spliced from 2 exons. The record is from RefSeq and is a predicted model, not a curated record.
AUGGCUUCAUUACCAGUGAUGUUAUUUCUCACAACUCUGCUGUUUCCAUCAAUGCUCACUGAAGGACGGGUUUUGACACAGAUUCAGAAAGAACCUACAAUAACUGCUAAUCACAAGACAAAUAACAAGACUGUCUUGGGCAAGAUUGACAGCCAAGGUGAAGGAAAUAUUACAGAAGCCUUGGAGAGGACCCUCUGUGCUUGCAAUCAAGACCAAACAGUGACUGAAGACCAGGCCAAGGCUAAUCAACACAGUUUAAACCAGUCUAAAUUCUUGAUUGCCCUAGUCACAUGUGUGCUUCACGUGGACCCAAUAAAUUUCAGUCACAAGGCCCAUAGGUUUCCUGUGUUCAGGGUUAGGCAGCAACAAGAUAAUUUUAUGUAUAAAGACCUGUCCUUUUUGGAUGGAUUCCUGUUCAUAAUAGAAAAAGUGUUGUUUUCCCAUUAA